GCAGCUGCUUGAUGUAUUUUGAUUUAGAAACUACUGGACUUAGUAGAACAUCUGACAUCAUACAGAUUGCUGCAGUUUGUGAAGAUAGGUCAAUCAAUGUUUAUCUCAACCCCAGUGUACCAAUCUGUAAAGAAGCAUCGGCUGCAACAGGUCUCAGAUAUGACAUGGGACAGCUCACUCUUCAUGGAGAGCCUGUGCCUUCAACAGAUCAAGUCAGUGGUUUGACCCAGUUUGCAGACUUUACAACAGAUUGUGCUUCAAAACCAGUCAUUGUGGACCAUAAUAUUCAAAACUUUGAUCUUCCAAUUCUUCAAUAUCACUUGCAGCGACAUGGUCUACUUAAACGAUUUGAUGAAAAUGUUUUAGGUUUUUUGGAUACAUACAAACUUGCACAGAAAGUGUUUGACAAGAAAACAAUGGGAAAUUUUAAACAAGAAACAUUGGUCAGAUUGUGUUUAGGGAAAAGUUACGAUGCACACAAUGCUCUAGCUGAUAUUUGUAGUUUACGAGAACUGUUCGAGUCAAAUUUAGCAUUCAAAUGUGAAUCUUCAGAUAUAUUUAAUAUGAAUUAUUAUAAUGUCAAGUCCUCACUAGUUCCAUUGAUACAAAGCAAUGUAAUUUCUACACUGAUCUCUAAAAGGCUUACAGCUAACAAUCUAAGCUUAAACAAGCUUAAACUCAUACAUAAGCGUGACCCCCAUUGUGGGAUUCAGACUGUCUUUAGUGAGGUUGUGUCUGGUUCAAAGACACCAAGAAUUAUGAAGUCUCAGAAGAUCAUUGGCAAAGUUGUGGAGUAUUUGAACUCUUGUUAGUUCAUCAUAAGUAUUUUCAUUCAACAAAAUUAUUUGUUUAUGAGCUAUACUUGCUAGAAUCUACAUGUAUGUUUGUUACACUACAUUUAUUCUCUUUAUAUGUAUUAGAUUAUAAAUUGUUAAGAAUGUGUACUUGUAUGUAAAAAAAAAUUGUGAAAAAAGGAAGGGGUUGCCCCCCCCCCCCCCCACCACCACCCUACCCCUUAUGUUCUAAGUGUCUAGAAGGACCAAAAUUUCAGUACUAAGACUGUAUUUGUUUGUUACAUUUUGAUAUUUUUCACAGUGUGUAAAAUAUAACUGUAAAACAUGCUAUUACCAAAAUGGGGGUAGGGGUAUUCGAGAUAUGAUUUAAUAAAAUAUCUCUGGUCUUCUAUGAUAAAAUAUGUUUUUUUGUUAACCUUAGUUAUAAUUUUAGAUAUUUUUAAAGAAAAAAUGGCAUGUUAACAAUAUAAAUUUAGGGACUUUUGAAAAUAAUGAUAUUUUGUGAUUUUUUUUUCUGAUGG
Messenger RNA from Saccostrea echinata, 1315 nucleotides. RefSeq lists its product as uncharacterized. Gene Ontology annotation, molecular function: nucleic acid binding; 3'-5'-DNA exonuclease activity. The coding region runs from base 12 to 812 and encodes 266 amino acids. Gene Ontology annotation, cellular component: cytoplasm. The record is from RefSeq and is a predicted model, not a curated record. Lineage: Eukaryota; Metazoa; Mollusca; Bivalvia; Ostreida; Ostreidae. Gene Ontology annotation, biological process: DNA catabolic process. The transcript has 2 exons.